GGUUGGGGGGAGAAAGUGGACAACUUCUUCCAACUUCUGGGAGUGUGUGAAAAUAAUUUACUGCAAGAGAAUGAAGGAGCGACCUCGGAGCAGGGUCACAGGCAGCCCCGGGGAACUGGGGGCAGUAGAAUAAUUCAAACAAGGAGGAAAGUAAAUCACAGCCAUAACGGGAUUUGCAGUUGGAAAAGUUUUUUUUUAAAGAGCAUUUUUUUUUCAAGAAUGGAGAAGUGGAAAUAGAUCGGAGCGGAAGGGAUGGCGUUUUGAAAGGCAGAUAUUCCUUCACUUGGUGGAUUUCUGACAUCUUUCCCUGGGAAGGAUGCUCCCAGCCUGAACCUCUUACAGCUCGGUCCACUCUGCUGGGAUGACAAGGGGCUGAGCCCGCGGCGUGCUGGCUGGACUGAUGGAUGGGCUGAAGGCUGACUUUCUCUGAAGGAUGCUGAGCCGGGCUGCCAGCACAAUGGAUCCCCGUUUCGGCUGCUGCUUCUGGGCUGCUCUGGUCGCUGUGGCGGCUCUGAGCCGAGGCCAGGAGCUGAGUCCUAGCGGCAGGAAUGUGUGCAGGACACAGGGCUCCACUGAAGUUGAGUGUUGUCCUGGGUGGAAACAGCAAGGCAAUGAAUGUCCAGUAGCUCUCUGUCAGGGAAACUUCACCUGCAAACCAAAUGAAAUCUGUGUCAGACCCAACGAAUGCCGUUGUAGGCAUGGAUACUUUGGAGCCAACUGUGAGACUAAAUGUCCUGAACGGUUCUGGGGUCCGGACUGCAAGGAGAUGUGUCUGUGCCACCCAAACGGGCGCUGCGCUGAUGUGACUGGCAAAUGUACCUGCAACCCGAACCGCUGGGGGCCAACCUGCAAUAAACUUUGUCUGUGCCACUAUGGCAAAUGUGACCAGGAUACUGGGAAGUGUAAAUGCGAGCCACGCCGGUGGGGCGCCACCUGUUCAAACCUCUGUUACUGCAGCCCCAACUCUCAGUGCGACCCCAAAACGGGCAAGUGCAUCUGCCAGGCGGGCUGGUGGGGGCGCAAUUGCCACAAUCAGUGCUCCUGUAACACCUCGCCUUGUGACCAGAUGACGGGAAGGUGUCAGUGUAAGGAGAAAUUUUGGGGGCCGAGAUGUGAACGCUGCCUGUGCUUGCACGGGAAAUGUAACCCUGCCGAUGGAUCAUGCUCGUGUUAUUCUGGAUACAGAGGAAGGUACUGCAGGGAGACGUGUCCGGCUGGAUAUUUUGGCCUCGGAUGUAAAAAAAGGUGCGGCCAGUGUAAGAAUCUUCAGCCCUGUAUGAUUGCUGAUGGUCGAUGUUUAGCCUGUGAGCCUGGAUGGAAUGGAACCAGAUGUGAUAAGACAUGCUCUCCUGGUUUCUACGGGGAAGGAUGUGGAGAGCAAUGUCCUCGUUGCAAAGAUGGACAUACUUGUAACCAUAUCAAUGGGAAAUGCCUGCACUGCAAUCCUGGAUGGAUAGGAGCUCGGUGUGACUUAAAAUGCCAAAAUGGUACCUAUGGUGAGAAUUGUAACUCAGUCUGCACAGAUUGCAUCAAUGGAUUCUGUCAUUUUGCCACUGGAGAAUGUAUCUGCAACAAAGGCUUUCAUGGCCUCUUCUGCAACAUAACCUGUCCCUCGGGACACUAUGGAGCCAACUGUGCCCACCCCUGCCCCUGUAUCGAGGCUGACUGUGAUCCAGUCCACGGCACAUGCAUUCUGGGCUCCAACGGGAGAGUCGGAGUUAUCGCGGCUGGGGCUCUUGUUCUGUUCCUUUUGCUCCUGCUUCUGCUGUUCUUGUGUUGUUACUGUCUCUGUCACAAGAAGAAUCUGGAGAAUGAUUCCAAUCAGGCCAUUGCUGUCAGAGGAAAGCAGGCACGGAGACGUUUGCGUGGCACCUUCAGCCAGAUCAGCACCAAGUUACCUAGAAUUCCCAUUAAGCGCCAGAAAUUCCCAAAGGUUGUGGUGGCCCACCAUGACAUGGAAAACACCUUAAACUGCAGCUUCAUUGAGCCGCCAUCUAUGAUGGAUCAGCCAUCCCCAUCUUGGUCUUCCCAUGGCUCUUUUUCUUCUUUUGAUACAGCAGAUGAUGGUCCCGUAUACUGCGUACCUCACGAGGAGAGUGUUCUGGAGAACAGUGUCCGGGAGAGGGUGAACCUGGUGGAAAAACUAGCUCCCCCAAUCAGUGAAGAGGAUGCUGGGGAGUACACAUGUCUGAAAGGUGACCCCAAUGAUACGCUCUUACUUAAAUUAUCAGACAGUGAAGCCUCUAGUAAUGGCUCAGGCUCGACCAGUGGGGCUGUGUAUGCAAAAGUAGCACGACUGUCCAAGCAGUCCAAAGAUAGCGACAUCAGUGUGAACACCAACAGCAGCAAAAACACAAACGCUAGUGGCAAGCACCCUUCACCUGAGAGGACCAAGCCUCCCCCACCUGACCCUUCAACCAAGCCCAAGUUAUCUUGGAUUCACGGCAAGUUCAACACUAGUCAAUCAAGUGCUUCAUCAGCCACAAGAUCACCAUCACUGGAUAAAGCAGCCAAUCAAGUGGAGAGUCAUCACAGGACAACCAGUAGCAGAAGGAGGAAUCUAAGUGAGUCCUCUGCUGGGAUUUAUGGUAAGCAAGAUGAGAAGAGGAGCUCCACAGAGGUAAAACUGAGACACAAAGACAAAGGACUCAACCGGGCAAGGGAGCAUACUCCAAAUGACACAAGUUGUGGAAGUAAAAUGCAGAAAAAUAAAGCAAGUCCUGAACAGAUGCAAAAUCUCAAUGGCGCUGUCCAAAAUGCUUUGAAAAGAAUUGGUACUUUUCCAGAUGAUAAGAAGGGAGCAGAAGUUAAAGAAUCGCCAAGAAGUCCACCACAUGCAAAGGGUAGGCCAGAGGUUAUUCACCCCCAGCUACCCUCAGAGACAGCUAUUAUGUUGGCUCAACUCAAAGAAAAGACUCAGAAUAAAUCAGAGGUUAACAUGAGGCAAAAUGGGCUGAUUUCACCUCAACAACAGAGGGAAAAGCCCACGCCACCUCAGAAAGCAAAGCGCUCAUUUGGUGCGAAUAAUCAGAAGCUAAAUAAAGCUGUCAUUCCAACAUCAACCAGUCUUCAAAAAAUGAUAAAUCCUUCUCCGGAACACCAGGAAACAACAGCAGGCAAUGACAGAAGCUCAACUCUGGAGGACAGGCAAAGCUACAACUACCAGGAGCAGGAUGGAAUGAACUGUACUCAGGCCAAACAGGAAAUAGGUGACCAGACACCCAAAAGGACACCAAUCAAAAAACCACCAAGGAAGCGCGGCAAGGAAGCAACUUUAGACUCACACCCUAAAACGGCUGUGAUGCCACCUCAGGUGAUGGCCUUUAAGGAGUCGUAACCAAAAAAUGUUUUCUGCUUCUGUUCACCUCACUAAGCUUCACACAAAAAAAAAAACGGGCAGAGAGGCACUUGUAAGCCUCUUGUAAAAAUCAAGGAACAGCACAGCCAUUGUUGUGUCUCAGAGCUGCAGCCUAUCCACCAAACAUGGAGCAAAAUAGAAAUGAUUGACUUUUUAACAUAAUAUAUUCAUGCGUGUUUCUUAACUUCACUUAUCCCUUCCUGAUGGUUCAACAUGGCCAAAAGUGCCUAAAUGCAUUAAAUGUUGGAUUGGUACUGCCUUGACAGAUGACCAAAAGUAAUGCCUCCUUUCCCUUGAUCUUGCAAGUGCCUGUGACUGGUGAUCAAUAAUGGUACAGAGAGCCUCUGGCAUUUCCACUAUUUUUGGAGAUAAGUUUCUUUCUAUGGACUUUAGAAUCCGAGUUUUUGUGACGUUAUAUAUUUCCAUAAAAUUUGCAUAAGCAAAGCUUUCUCUAAAAAGGAAAACGUCAAUUCCUUGCCAUUUUCUGUUAUUUUAUUCAGUAACAAACUGCUGGCUUUUGUAUUUUAUUCUUGUUCAGUUCUCCUGAUGUCUUUGUGACUGAGCAAAGACAUGGUAAAAGACCAAAGGUGCCACCUUCGUGCCUCUUUAAAAUGUGUGCAACUAGCUCAGUGCUGCACGCACUGCACUCGUUUCGACCCAGGCACUUUGCCUGUGAAACAUGGCAGAGAGUAGCAGCAGCAGCAGGAGAACUAUCAACUAUCAUGGCAGUGAAGGACCCAAUUUUGGCGGGAAAAGAUGUUUGGACUAAUUUGGAGUGGGGGAGAAAGGCCCUGGAAAUAGGGCCUAGGGACCAGAGUUAGUUGUCGCAGAAAGGGCCAGUUUAGAUUAUAAAGUUCAUCGUAUUAACAGAACACUGGAGCACAGAGACUGGAGUCUACAGUGAGGUAGUCAGCAGCCACAGUACAAGUGUAUUAGCAUUCUGUGACAGCUCGCAAGCAUAGUUUUAGUCUCUCGAGUACUUUUGACAUAUUUACAGUGUUACAUGCUACAUGAGACACUAGGUAAAAUUCUGCCAGCUCGCCAUCUUUGAAUAACUGGCAGGGAAGAGCCUUAACUGGCUCGGGUUACUGUGCAGCUGCCAGUACACUGGGACUUCUGACUCCUGGAGCACUGUGUCCCAGCUGCCUUCCAUAUGCAAUCAUUUUUGUAAAAUAUUUUUUUAUUUCAAGUUUUAUUAAAAAUGUCAAAUAAAAAGAAUAAAACAUUUUCUUUCUUCA
Molecule: messenger RNA, 4596 nt
Organism: Carcharodon carcharias (great white shark)
Lineage: Eukaryota; Metazoa; Chordata; Chondrichthyes; Lamniformes; Lamnidae
Gene: scarf2
Product: scavenger receptor class F, member 2
Exons: 11
Coding region: 434-3337 (967 amino acids)
Molecular function (GO): scavenger receptor activity
Source: RefSeq, a predicted model, not a curated record